CAAAAAUCCAAAAAAUCGCCGCAACGCGGGGCGCGAGCAACGUGGCAACUCUCACGUCGCAUUCGUCAUUUUUUCCAGCCAUUCGAGGCGUUGGCACCCAAAGAAGGCAUCACUAAUGAGCGCCUACGCCGUCGACGCGGUGGUCGUGCAGCGCGAGGACGGCACGCGGCAGGCCACGGCGUUUCAUGUCCGUUUCGAGCCGACCACGAGGGCGCAGCUGCGCCGCGCGUCGACGAGCAUCAGCCAGCGGGCGACGCGCGCGCUGCGCUGGGCGCGCGGCGGCGAGGACGACGGAGGCUUCUCCGAGGACGAGGAAGAGGAGAACGACGUCCGCGUCGAGUUGGACGGCGAAGGCAUGGUCACCUGCGAGUGCGUUUCUGAUGGAGACGACGGCUGGUGCCGCUUUGCCGGCGGCGACCGCCCUUCGCCAGAGGAGCUGGCGACGUGGCCUCUGCAACCGGGCCGCAACGACCUCGUCUAUGAGAGCGGUUCUAGAAAAUGCAAAAGCCGCUGCUACCUCUGGCGUGAGGGCGACUUUGUGCUUGCGUGCGACGUCGACGGGACCGUGACGAAAUCUGACGUAAGGGGCUUCCUCGACUCGACGCUCUCCAUGGUACCGACGCACGCCCACGACGGUGUUUGUGCGUUCAUGGCGCAGGUCGUCGCCCCACCCAGAGCCCGCAUGCUCUACUUGACCAAUAGACCCGCGGGCUGGGCAGGCAAGACGCGGGCCUUCCUAGCGAAGCUCGACCAACGCGGCUCUAAGUUACCGGACGGGCCCGUCCUCUGCCAGCCCGCCGACGUCAUGGCCGCUUUUGCUGGCGAGGUCACGCAUGCCCCGAACCCGUUCAAGACGAAGGCGUUACUAGAUGUGUCAAGGGCGGGGCUGCGCCUGGCUUGUGGGUUUGGGAACAAUGGGAGGGACGCGGACGCCUACGCCCGGGCGGGCGUGCCCGAUCUGGCCAUAUUUGUGAUUGACGAGGCGUCUUCCAUAACGCUGCCGCGGGCGCACAGGUCCGCGGGGCGCUUCGACGGCUACGGGGAUGCGGCGCUCGUCGAGCGCGUGCGCGGGCUGCUGUCGGACGUCGUCGAUCGGCUCAUGGAGAAGACCGGCGACGCUGUGGUGAUUUGACGCUUUUUGUGGUAGUUAAGACAAGUAUA
Pelagomonas calceolata is the source of this 1161-nucleotide messenger RNA. The record is from the annotation of a GenBank genome assembly. Lineage: Eukaryota; Pelagophyceae; Pelagomonadales; Pelagomonadaceae.